Molecule: messenger RNA, 5251 nt
Organism: Porites evermanni
Lineage: Eukaryota; Metazoa; Cnidaria; Anthozoa; Scleractinia; Poritidae
Source: the annotation of a GenBank genome assembly
AUGAACCAAGAUUCAAGGUUAGUCAACGCGGUGGAUAGGAACAUUGAAGGUAAAUAACUGUUAGUCUAGUAGUAACAUUGCGUAAAACAAAGUGAACUGUAUUGGAAGCAGGUUAAGACUUUGAGAAGUACAGAUAUUGUCAGCUAAGUUAACGAAUUAAUUUGUGAAGCGAACUAGAGUUGAUGGAGCAUUGAUGAAUUAAAUUAUCUUGUAAAACGUUUGGAGCAAAUUAUAAUAUAAAAGCCAAGGUAACGCAGUAGAAUUAAAUUGUGAAGUGAACUAGGGUUAACGCAGCGUGAAUGAAGUCAAAUAUCUUGUAAAACGUUUAGAGGAAAUUAUUAACAUGGUAGAUGUCAAUAUGUAGAAAUGAAUUGACCGUAGCUAAACAAAGUAAAGAUAAGCAGAGUAUUUAUUUAAGCGGAAAGACAUAAUUUCCAGGUCGAAGUAACACAAACAAGUAGAAGUCGAACUAGGAUUAACGUAGCGUGAAACAAAAUCAAUGUAGGCUAAACGAUAAUCACGAACUCAGUAAAUAAGAAAGUUUCUUUGCAAAAUUAAAAACAGAAUUAUCGUAAAGAACCUAGCGUUAAUGCAGACGUUUCGUUUUAUUUUUUAGUUUUAACCAAUCAAGACAAUGAUGAUUUACUGCCUGCUCAUCACCGCGUAGAACGGAAUGAAGAACCAGUGGAAAUAGAAGCAUUGGGUAGUGACAUUGAAGGUAAAUCAGCUUUUUACAUGUCUAUUGUUAAGGAAAGAGAAAUAAGUCGAUGAGGGCAAUGUAGGCGUGUAACCGAAGCGACAACAACAGAGACGAAUGGUCAAGCAAUAGACACUCAAACCAGGUGUAAUGGAACGUAAAGAUUCCCGCGUAAAUGCAGACCUUUCGUUCAAGAUAACUAAAUAGACACUCGAACCAGGUGCAACGGGGCGUUAAAGAUUCCCGCGUAAAUAAUUUUCUUUUAUAGAGGUUAAGUGAAAUAAAAUAGAAGCUCGAACCGGGUGUAACAGAGCGUAAAUUGUCAAGUAGAACGCAAAAGUACAAUCGUAAACUGUGAAAACAACCAAGCGUUAAUACAGGCCUUUCUUGUGUAUUUUUUAUAGCCUUAUUGAACGAUGAUGAUGAGGCUCUGCUCUCUGCCUUUCGCCGUUUUGAGCAACGUGGGGGUAAUCCACUGUUUCGCGCUGAAUUUACGCCCGUGGGAAGAAAUCGAUCAUUUAGAAGCAUAGUUUCCCAGCGGAAAUUUAAACUCACCUUCCAGCAACUGAGGGAUCCUCAAGAGGAACCACUAGGGGAAGCACUCACGGAAGCCAUCGUUCAGGGUCUGCGAAGGCUGGUAGCCAACGAGGGGUUUAAUGUCAGGGACUAUUCCCUUUUGAUGGCCGUACAUUCAAAUUCAUUCACUCAUGUAUGGUCGCAAUCUGCCCGACAUGUACCUUUAGAAGUAUGGCUUAAUAAUGAAGAUUACGCCCGCGCCUAUCUAGAAGAUUUGGCCAGAAAACUAAACUCGGCGGAAGUCAUGGACCCCCAUAGAGAUGGGUUUUUUGUGGAAUUGACCUUCGUUAAAAACCUGGGUGUUGGUGGAAAAAAUGGGGGCAAACAAGGAAAUCCUGGUCGCCAUGCAUGGGAAAAAUUGGCGAAGAAGAAAAGAUGUGUCAUAAGAAUUAAGAACCAUGACAAACUCUGCUGUGCCCGGGCCAUUGUGACCGUAAAGGAAAAAGUGGACGGGGGCUCCCACUACCAGAAUUUAAAAAACGGAAGACCGAUUCAAGAACGAUGGGCAAGACAAUUGCAUCAAGAAGCGGGUGUUCCCGAAGGCCCCUGUGGGUUUGAAGAAUUACAAAAAUUUCAAGACCAUCUAGGCCCACAGGGGUACCAGUUAAUAGUCGUAGAACCCUCCAAAUGCCUAAUUGUCUUUAAAGAUGCUACAUUUAAUGACGCCCCUCACUUCAUCGCCCUAGUCAAGCAUCAAAACCAUUACGAUGGUUUAACAUCCAUCCCUGCCCUCAUCAAUCGGUCCUAUUAUUGCCGGCAUUGUGAUAAGGCUUAUGAUCGUGAGGACGCCCGCCACCAUAAUUGUCUUGGUCAGAAUUGUCCUGCCUGCUGCCGCGGAAAUAAGACGUGCCCUAAUUAUGCCGCAUGGAUCAAACCCACUCUUAAUUGUCCCCAUUGCCACUGUUUAUUUUAUGGUCAAAAUUGUUUUGAUGCCCACAAGAUGAAAGAAAAGAAGAAAGGGACCAAAAGCUUGUGUGAAAGUUGGCGAAAAUGUGUACACUGUUCCGCCGAGUAUGCUGUCAACCCCAAGAAACCGCAUCAAUGUUUCCACGCCACCUGCCGAAAUUGCGGUGAAUUUGCUCACGUCCACCAUCGUUGCUAUAUCCAGCCUGUCCAACCAAAAGAAGACACCCCUCAAGGAGAUCCUUUAGAAAACCCCGCGGCUUAUGUAAAUGAUGAUGACGAUAAUGAUGAUGAUAACGAGAAACGAGGCCCCCCACCCCCUCCCCUCUUAAAUUUCGCCGAUAUAGAAUGUUUUACGACCGAAGACCGCGUGUUUGUCCCGAACCUCAUUUGUUGGUCCACCCAAGAAGACGACCAGAUUCAUCAUGCCGACACGAUUGAAGAAUUUUUACAUGCCUUAGAAGACCUCACAGAAGUGGAAGGAGAUGAAAGACCACGCAAAGUCAUCACCUUCUUCCAUAACAUGCGAGGCUUUGACGGAAACUUCGUUUUAAAAGCACUGUAUGACCAAGGACGAGCGGUCGAAAAACCUCUAACGCAGGGCGCAAAAAUCCUUUAUUUUGAGUCGGGGAACUUGAUCUUUAAGGACUCGAUGAAUUUCUUUGCCAUGGCACUUGAGAAAUUUCCUGCUACUUUCAAUCUUCGUGAGCUCCACAAAGGUUUUUUUCCUCACGCCUUCAACCGUGAAGAAAAUUUUGAGUAUUCUGGCGAGUACCCCCCAAAAGAAGAUUACCAUCCAGACGAAAUGGAUAGUAAGAAGAGAGACAAGUUUCUGGCGUGGCACGCCCGCAAAGUCGCCGAACAAGCAGUGUUCAACUUUCAAGAGGAGCUAUUGAAGUAUUGCGAAAGCGAUGUCAAACUAUUAAAAGAAGGGUGCUUGAAGUUUGUGACCGAGUUUGAAGAAAUUGCCGGCUUCAAUCCUCUCGUAGAAGCAGUCACGAUUGCCAGCGCCUGCAAUCUCUUCUGGCGACGAGAAAAAUUGGAGGCCGAUCUCAUUGCCUUAGAACCGCAAGGUGGGUGGCGUGGAAACCGCAUCAAUCAAAGUAAAAUCGCUUUGGAAUGGCUCUAUUAUCAAGAUCAUCUUUUGGGAGGGAUGGGGCGUGUCCGCCACGUGCGCAAUGGCGGGGAAGUGCAAGUCGGCACCCCAGGCGAGAUGGUGUACGUGGAUGGCUACGACGAGACCACCCAUACCAUCUUUGAAUUUUACGGCUGUUACUAUCACGGGUGCCCCCGUUGUUUCAAGCGGCAACGCGAUGUCAGAAGAAAUUGCCAUGCAGACCGUACAGUCAAUGAAGUGUAUGAAGCCACCGAAAGAAAAGCGGCCAUGUUGCGUCUGUGUGGUUACCACGUCGUAGAAAAAUGGGAAUGUGAAUUUCAAGAAGAGAAGAAGACUGACCCUGCCUUAAGAGCGUUCCUAGACGACUUGGACAUGGUCCCUCCCUUAGACCCACGAGACGCCUUCUAUGGGGGCAGAACGGGGGCUGUCUCCUUGUACGCCACAGCAGAAGAGGGAGAGAGCAUCAAAUACUGUGAUGUCACGUCCCUUUACCCCUGGGUAAACAAAUACAAAGAAUACCCGGUUCGGUUCCCGCUGAUCUAUACCAAUCCCUCGGACCAAGAGAUCGAUCAUUAUUUUGGCUUGGCACAAGUCGACAUCUUGGCCCCGCAGCAUUUAUUCCAUCCCGUACUCCCCGUCCGGGCUGGUGGUAAACUCACCUUCCCCCUCUGCUCCGCCUGUGUUCGCGAAGAACAGCAAAAGCCCUGGCUGGAAAGAACCAACCUGUGUCCUCAUACAAAUCAAGAACGGAUGCUGAGAGGGACGUGGGCUACCCCAGAAUUGCAAAAAGCGGUGGAGCUCGGUUAUCGUAUCGUUAAAAUUCAUGAGGUGUGGCAUUUCCAAGAAGAGGACAGACGGGUGGGGCUCUUCGCAGAUUAUGUCAACACCUGGCUUAAAAUCAAGCAGGAAUCGGCGGGCUGGCCGGACGAGUGUCACACACCAGAGCAGAAAGACGCGUACCUCCGUGACUAUGAAGAGAAAGAAGGAAUUCGUUUGGAGCAGGUCGCCAAGAACCCGGGGCGGAAACAGGUCGCUAAGAUGAUGCUCAACAGGUGAGUGUUUAGUGUAGAAAAAGUCUGCUGAUAAGAGGUAUAAGUUGCAGACAAAGUCUGCACUUAAGAAGCAAGGUCUGACAUGAAACGACAUGCAACCGUUUUACUAAAAAAUACAAGGAAAUGUAUGGAAAUCAUGCAGAAAAAGUCUGCAAAUAAGGAGCUUAAGUGGCAGACAAAGUCUGCAAGUUAACAACCUCCUUUUAAUCGGUUUGUCUAUUUCUUUUUCUCUCUUUCAGCUUCUGGGGCAAAUUUGGCGAAAGGCAAAACAAACCACAGACACACGUCAUUCAGAGCGCCCAUCAGCUUUACUCCAUCCUGAACGACCCCUCCUUCAACAUCAGUGCCGUCCGGAUCUGCUCCGAAGAAGUCAUGGAGGUGGUGACGACCCGAGCCGACGAAGAGGUGGAACGAAGCUUGAAGACCAAUUUAUUUAUUGCCAUUUUCACAACAGCACAUGCCAGAUUGAAAUUGUACUCCGCGUUAGAAACAUUACAACAGCGAGUGUUGUAUUAUGACACGGAUUCGGUCAUAUAUAAAUGGCGCCCAGGGCAGGUAGAAAUUCCCUUAGGUGUGUUUUUGGGAGAAUUCACGGACGAAGUAGAAGGUGACCCCAUCAUAGAAUUUGCCAGUGGGGGUGCGAAAAACUAUGGGUAUGAAACCAGGGGAGGGAAAGUAGAAUGUAAGGUUAGGGGAUUUUCACUGAAUUACAAGAACAAACAAAUUUUGAAUUUUUAUACUCUCCGUGAUAACAUUUUGAAAGAACUCGAUCAGCCUCAAUCAUCUAGGAGAGAAAUGUCCUUAGUGGAUGAACAUUUUUUUCACAGAGACCAGACCAACAAACGGAUUCGUUUGAUAGAACGUGAAAAGAAAUAUGGUCUGGUCUUUGACAAACGAGUGAUCGAC